GCAGUCUGCAGCCUUUGCCGCGGCCGAGUGCAGGGCGCUCAGAACCCGCGGGGGCGGAGCGGCGAGAGCAGCCCUGGGAGAGCUGCGGCGGCGGGCGCGAUCCACACCCCCGGCCAGCCCAGCCAGUGAGCGAGCCCGAGCCCGGCUGUCCGUCCAUGGGGUGCCGCCUCCGCCUGGCCCCGACCCUUGCCUGCGGCCUUCGCCUGCCCUGACCUGGACUUGGGACUUCGGGAGAGGAUCGCGCGGCCCUGGAGAGGUGUUGUGGAAGAACAUGAUGGCUGAACAACUCCUUCCUCAGGCUUUGUAUUUGAGCAAUAUGCGGAAAGCUGUGAAGAUCAGAGAGAGAACUCCAGAAGAUAUAUUUAAACCUACCAAUGGAAUCAUUCAUCAUUUAAAAUCCAUGCACCGGUACACGCUGGAAAUGUUUAGAACUUGCCAGUUUUGCCCACAAUUUCGGGAGAUCAUCCACAAAGCUCUCAUAGACAGAACCAUCCAGGCCUCCCUGGAAAGUCAAAAGAAGCUCAACUGGUGUCGAGAAGUCAGAAAACUUGUGGCUUUGAAGACAAAUGGUGAUGGAAACUGCCUCAUGCAUGCUGCUUCUCAGUACAUGUGGGGUGUUCAGGACACGGACUUGGUCCUGAGGAAGGCACUCUUCAGCACUCUCAAGGAGACAGACACACGCAACUUUAAAUUCCGCUGGCAGCUGGAGUCUCUGAAAUCUCAGGAGUUUGUGGAAACGGGGCUUUGCUACGACACCCGGAAUUGGACUGAUGAAUGGGACAACCUUAUCAAAAUGGCAUCCACCGACACACCAGGGGCCCGAAGUGGCCUUCCGUAUAGUUCACUGGAAGAAGUACACAUCUUUGUCCUUUGCAACAUCCUCAGAAGGCCGAUCAUCGUCAUUUCAGACAAAAUGCUGAGAAGUUUGGAAUCAGGUUCCAAUUUCGCUCCUUUGAAGGUGGGCGGAAUUUAUUUGCCUCUCCACUGGCCCGCCCAGGAAUGCUACAGAUACCCCAUUGUUCUCGGCUACGACAGCCAACACUUUGUACCCCUGGUGACCCUGAAGGACAGUGGGCCUGAAAUCCGAGCCGUUCCACUUGUUAACAGAGAGCGAGGAAGAUUUGAAGACUUGAAAGUUCACUUUUUGACAGAUCCUGAAAACGAGAUGAAGGAGAAGCUUUUGAAAGAGUACUUGAUGGUGAUAGAAAUCCCAGUGCAAGGCUGGGACCAUGGCACCACCCACUUGAUUAAUGCUGCAAAGUUGGAUGAAGCUAACUUACCAAAGGAAAUAAAUCUGGUCGAUGAUUACUUUGAACUUGUCCAGCACGAGUACAAGAAGUGGCAGGAGAACACGGAGCAGGGGCGGAGAGAGCUGCACGCCCAGCACGCUUUGGAGCCUUCCAUGCCCCAACUUUCUCUCAUGGAUGUAAAAUGUGAAACACCCAACUGUCCUUUCUUCAUGUCCGUGAACACCCAGCCUCUAUGCCAUGAAUGCGCAGAGAGGCGGCAAAAGAACCAGAACAAAUCCCCCAAGCUGAACCCCAAGCCAGGCCCGGACGUGGUGCUUGGAGCCUCUCGGGGCGAGGCCUACGAGCCCACGGCCUGGGGCCCUGAGGAGCCAGCUGGGGGGCCUCAUUCGGCCCCUCCGACAGCACCCAGCCUCUUCCUGUUCAGCGAGACCACGGCCAUGAAGUGCAGGAGCCCCGGCUGCCCUUUCACGCUGAACGUGCAGCACAACGGAUUCUGUGAGCGUUGCCACAAUGCCCGGCAACUUAAUGCAGGCCACACCUCGGACAACACGAGGCAUUUAGAUCCUGGUAAGUGCCGAGCCUGCCUCCAGGACGUCACCAGGACAUUCAAUGGGAUCUGCAGCACUUGCUUCAAAAGGACUACGGCAGAGCCCGCCUCAAACCUCAGCUCCAGCAUCCCUCCUUCCUGUCACCAGAGGUCCAAGUCCGACCCCGCACAGCUCAUCCAGAGUCUCUCCCCCCAUUCUUGCCACAGAGCUGGGAACGAGGCCCCCUCUGGCUGCUCUUCUCAGGCCACACGCACUCCUGGGGACAGGAUGGGGACCAGCAAGUGCAGGAAAGCUGGCUGCAUGUAUUUUGGGACUCCCGAAAACCAGGGCUUUUGCACGCUGUGUUUCAUCGAGUACAGAGAAAAUAAACAUUUUGUUGCUGCCUCGGGGAAAGCAAGUCCCACAGGCUCCAGGUUCCAGAAUGCAGCCCCCUGCCUGGGGCGGGAAUGCGGCACCCUCGGAAGCACCGUGUUUGAAGGAUACUGUCAGAAGUGUUUCAUUGAAGCUCAAAAUCAGAGAUUUCAUGAAGCAAAAAGGACUGAAGAGCAGCUGAGAACGAGCCAGCGCCGAGACGUGCCUCGAACCACACAGAGUGCCUCCAGGCCCAAGUGUGCCCGGGCCUCCUGCAAGAACAUCCUGGCCUGUCGCAACGAGGAACUCUGCAUGGAGUGCCAGCACCUCGGCCAGCGGGUGGGCCGGGGUGAGCCCGUUCCCGAAGAGCCCCCCAAACAGCGCUGCCGGGCCCCUGCCUGCGAUCACUUUGGCAACGCCAAGUGCAAUGGCUACUGUAACGAGUGCUUUCAGUUCAAGCAGAUGUACAGCUAAGGCGAACAGGUGAGCCCCCGCCGUUAGCCAACAUGGUGCUAUCCUCUAAACACUCCGGUGCCACUGGAGUCGGUCCGCGCCUCAGAGGCUCAAGGCUGCCUUUGAGCAGGAGAGGAAAGAUAAGCUCUUGGUCAUGGCCCUGAAUUUGGUAACCAAGGAACAGUCCCAGGUGGCCUUGGAGCAGAUGGUGUCGGAUUCCGUCUGGGGCUCCUCCUCCUCUCCUACAAGCAGAGGCUAGGAACUUGACGGACUUGGAAUGCGUGCCAGGACUGCUUUGUCAUCUUUCAAGAAAAGAGACAAGACACGGUCAGAGCCACUCCACCUGCCUCCAUCGGCACUGCUCAGAGGUGGGGGCUGAGUCCUCCCCGCCCACAGGCCUCUGUGAGAAGGUUGGGAAGCUCAGGGAAAACGGACAUCUCCAGUGUCAGUAGUUGGUGGCUUUUCCCUCCCUGCCUCACUCCUUUCUCUCGGACUGUGAUUCUGAGGCUGCUGAGACGAAGUUCAUACUGCAAAGCAUUCAGCUGCUCUUUACAAUAUGCACCUUGUAAAAAUCAGAAUAUCUUAGUGGGAAGACGUGUGCCUCUGGGUUAUCACGGUCUUCGCUUCUAGACAGGCUAUCUUGAACUGAGGUGUGUAUAAUAAUGUGGACAUGUAAUGCACCCUUGUGUAUGAGGGAUUUUUUUUUUAUUGUGUUGAAAUGCUGCCCUGGAAUAAGAAGACUAAACAAUAAUAACCUAUUUUCUGGUUGUUGUUGGGCCACCGCAUGUACGUACAGCUUUCAUGAACUCAACCCGCUGCCUUGUCAAAGGCCCUAUGUCUGGAGUUUACUUUAUUUAUUUUAUUGCAAACUUUAAGGUUAUUUAAAUGAAGUUGUCUCUUCUGCUCUGGGGAAAAUGCCCCACUGUCUCCUGAAAUAACAUAUUUGCUGUGGGUCAUGUUCUGGAGCCAGGCAAGUUCCUGACUGCAGCAGGGGAGUUGGCCGCUCUGAUGCACUUCCGUUGUCUUCCUGAGGAAAGAAGGAAUUGCAUCAGUAGUCAAUUUAUUAAAAUCUCAUGCUUCUUCUUCAUGAAACUUUUGCCAGAGCCACUUCCCAGCCACAAUAUAGAAUUGUCUCUGACUAUUCUACCUCCUUAGAGAUAAGUUUGGAAAGAAACAGGGAUGAGAUUGGAGAAGGUCACAGGGAAGACAUGGCCUUGAGUGAUGGUUUUACUUGCUGUGUGAAUGCCUUCCCGGGGCACAGGGCAGUGACCUCCUGUCUGUGAGUAUGAGGAACUGUCUAUCCUCAGCCUGUGGUUUCUAUAUGUGCUUUUGUGUCACUGUCAUACUUGUUCUAGAAAAAAUGGCAGGGGAAACACAUUGUCCCCAGAGUUAAAGGCGCCAUUUUUUUUUUGGUCUGGACUAGUGCUCCAUAGUCCUCAGUGUUUUCAUCUAUUCCUUUUAAGGUUGAUAUAUUAAUAUUUUGUGUAUUGAUAUUCUCAUUCUUAAUGUGAAAACAUGAAAUUAUUUAUACUUGUUAUAAAAACAUUUGCACAUUUAGUUGUUUAAGUAGAUUUCUGUUUACUCUGUUGGGUUUAUUAAAAGUUUCCUAAAUAAU
Messenger RNA from Myotis myotis, 4217 nucleotides. RefSeq names its product TNF alpha induced protein 3 (gene TNFAIP3). Gene Ontology annotation, molecular function: K63-linked polyubiquitin modification-dependent protein binding; DNA binding; cysteine-type deubiquitinase activity. The transcript has 9 exons. Gene Ontology annotation, biological process: cell migration; protein K33-linked deubiquitination; protein deubiquitination involved in ubiquitin-dependent protein catabolic process. Lineage: Eukaryota; Metazoa; Chordata; Mammalia; Chiroptera; Vespertilionidae. The coding region runs from base 272 to 2623 and encodes 783 amino acids. Gene Ontology annotation, cellular component: cytoplasm; nucleus. The record is from RefSeq and is a predicted model, not a curated record.